AUGGCAAACAUCCCUCCUUCCCUCGGCGCGAGUUGCCCCAGUGGUGGCACCUUUUAUGUUUGUCUUGGAAAGAAGACUGAGUUCAUCGGCUGCUGCACCAUCAACCCGUGCACCACUGGGUAUCAGAGAGAACCGGGAACGUGUCCCCCAGAAAACCUUCGGCCAGCAUCCUUCUCCAAGGACAGCUACCUCGAUCUUCCAGCCCAGGAAUGCGACAGUUCGGAUUCGAGCGCAUUGUGGUGGACCUGUGCUGGCAACACACCACCCUUCUUGGGUUGUUGCAAGAUAAACCCAUGUCAUAGAGGAUCGUGCCCGACCGACCGGCUUGUUGCUGCCCGCCUCAGUCCUGACCCGGAUAAUCGCCAAAUCUUCGUUGGAACUUCACCCACGACCACUAGCAUUGAGCCAACCUCGACAACUCAAAGCACACCAACCGCCACUCCAACUCCAACCACGGGCGCUGAUCCGCGACCAGAGCUCUCAACCACCACGCCAAGCUCAAACAGUGGCCUUCCCCCGGCAGCAAUCGGGGGCAUAGCGGCAGGAGCUGCUGUCCUUUUCCUCGCCCUCAUUGCCUUCCUUCUCUGGAGAUGGCGACGCAAUGUACGACAGAGUCAAGAAAACCACAUCAGACCAUUCGUGACAGAGGCAGGUGGCUAUCAGCCAACUCCAACCUUCAAACCUGUCGGCUAUGAGCCAACCGUGACCUCGACCUUCAGCAGCCCCGAGAGCAGUAAGUCAACGUCCCUUCCCAACUUCUCCGGUUUUCCAAGCUGA
Podospora anserina S mat+ is the source of this 777-nucleotide messenger RNA. RefSeq lists its product as uncharacterized. The record is from RefSeq and is a predicted model, not a curated record. The coding region runs from base 1 to 777 and encodes 258 amino acids. The transcript has a single exon. NCBI's taxonomy places the organism in Eukaryota, Fungi, Ascomycota, Sordariomycetes, Sordariales, Podosporaceae.